AUGGCGGUGGAGGACGCCACAAUUGCUGAUGGCUGCACAGAGGGUGACGUUGCCUCCCCUCUGGGCAGGAGCUUGUAUGAUGACGCGGUGACCAAUGACCGCAUGCAGCAUCUCAACUCCUCCAGCUCAAACUCCACCAUCUCUGGGAACACUGACCCUGUGGCCCCCAGUGUUGUCAUGGGACUGUGCUGUCUCGUUGGUGUUCCCGGCAACAUCGCAGUAGUCGUCGUGAUCGCCCGCAGCUUCAAGAGGGAGAACUUCACUCUGAAGAUGAUGCUGAACCUGGCGGUCUCUGACCUCUUGUGCCUCAUCACACUCCCAGUGUGGAUCUACUCUCUGCUCUAUGGCUGGAGCUUUGGUCCUGCUGUCUGCAAGUUCAUCUCUUAUCUUGUCUACUGCAGUUUGUACGCCAGUGUGCUGACAGUCACCCUGAUGAGUGUGCAGCGCUACCUGACAGUGCUGUACACCCAGUGCUGGGCCAGACUGCGUGGGACGGGCGAGAGGGUGCUGCUGGUCGCCUUGUGGGGGCUGGCAUGUCUCUUCGCCUCCCCUAACAUCCCAACACGGGAUAUUGUGAAUAAGAGAAAUCUGAUGAGGUGUCAGAGAAGGUGUACAGACGAGCUGAAAGUGACAGUCCUUCUGCUGGAGACUCUGCUGGGGUUUGUCCUUCCUUUCUCCAUCCUGGUCACCUCUUACUUCUGCCUCCACAAGAAGGUGAACCAAACCGCUUUCUUCAGCAGCCAGAGGAUGACCAAGCUGGUGACCAGCAUCGUGGUCACCUUCUUCAUCUUCUGGAUUCCUGUUCAUGUCAUAAAUAUGGUGGACAUCUCCACCACCUUGCUGAAAACAUCUCAUCCGGAUACAUAUGAGAGCCUGAAGAGCUUUAGGAGGGCCAGCGGGGACGUCUCAAAGGCUUUAGUUUUCAUCAACAGCUGUAUUAACCCCUUCCUGUACGCCUUCGCCUCACGAAGCUUACGCUCCAAUGCACAGCAGACAGAGGAGAAGAAGGCUGCGACUCAGACGAGCAAUGUGUGAAAUUCCUG
This is a messenger RNA of Megalops cyprinoides (Indo-Pacific tarpon), 1043 nucleotides long. RefSeq names its product leukotriene B4 receptor 1-like. Gene Ontology annotation, cellular component: membrane. Bases 1 to 1035 code for a protein of 344 amino acids. Gene Ontology annotation, biological process: immune response; G protein-coupled receptor signaling pathway. Gene Ontology annotation, molecular function: G protein-coupled receptor activity. The transcript is spliced from 2 exons. The record is from RefSeq and is a predicted model, not a curated record. Lineage: Eukaryota; Metazoa; Chordata; Actinopteri; Elopiformes; Megalopidae.